AAAUGUUAAGCCAUAUUUUGAUUCUCCUAAUGUCUUAGCAUUCAGUAGAGUCAGUCUCCAAUAUGCGUCGAUUCCUCCUGUCGCUUUUUUCCCACUCGAAAUGGCACAUCUAUUAGCAGCCAUAAGUUCGCCGCCGGCGACAUUCCGGCCGGCCGUCGGGAACUCUCUCCGAUUAACUUCAAAAAUUGAGGCAAUACGUGCAGUAUCAGUGGAGGAGAUUCCCCCAAAUGCUGUUCGACGAAAGCGGGAUUCAAGGUGGAGAGGAGGUUUCAGUCUUGGAGUAGAUUUAGGUCUUGCCCGUACUGGACUUGCCCUUAGUAAAGGCUACGACUUUCGCCCAUUCACGGUUUUGGAGUUGAGAGGGCAGAAGCUUGAACUUCGAAUUAUUGAUAUUGCCCUAAAACAGGAAGUGGAUGAGUUUAUAAUUGGACUUCCUUUGUCAAGUGAUGGAAAGGAAACUCCACAAUCGAACAAAGUUCGAAGUGUUGCUGGUAGGCUUGCUGUUCGAGCUGCUGAGAGGGGCUGGAGAGUAUAUCUGCAGGAAGAGUAUGGGACAACAAUUGAGGCAAUGAGCGACAUGGUUGAUAGGGGCCUCGGAAAAUCUGCUCGUGAAGGGAAACAGGAUGCCUACGCUGCUGCUAAGGUGCUUGAGAGAUACUUCUUAGAGUCAGGUCAGAGAAUCGAGCUAGUGUUACCCAAGCAGUUGGAGCUCCAAGAGAAGCUAAAGAUGGGGUGUUCUAAGGAUUCUGAUUAUUGUUCAGAUGAAUCUGAUUUGUUGAUAAUUUGGAACCCCCCAAAACCUCCUAUUUGAUGGAAAAGGUUCAAUGGAUCAAUACAGUGAUUGUGAUAGCUCUAGCCAUUUGAAUAGUACUUAUACCUUUAGAAGACAUGGAUGGUUUACCCUUUUAUAUACAGUAUUUUUUAAAACUCUUGCUCCUGUAUAUCAAGUACGAGAGAAGAGCAAUACUAUAUCUUUUUCGAGGAGACACUGUAUGUGAUGAACUUAUGAAAUACCCUGUUUGUUGGGCUUGCGAUU
Messenger RNA from Capsicum annuum, 1036 nucleotides. RefSeq names its product putative pre-16S rRNA nuclease. Gene Ontology annotation, biological process: rRNA 5'-end processing. The record is from RefSeq and is a predicted model, not a curated record. The transcript is spliced from 6 exons. Bases 101 to 811 code for a protein of 236 amino acids. NCBI's taxonomy places the organism in Eukaryota, Viridiplantae, Streptophyta, Magnoliopsida, Solanales, Solanaceae.